GCCGUAUAAGAGUACAACGGCGAAAAAUUGUCUAUGUUUACGUCCCGAGUUUCAGUCUAAUUUUAACCGUCGGUUCGAUCGAAACGCGAAAUUACGAGCGAGUUUGCUAAUUUCCUCCGCGAAAUGUGUUAAUUUUCCCGGUAGAAUUGUGCGCUGCAGAAUACCAUUUCAAAGAUGAUCCUCAAAGAUAAAACAACAAUAUGAGACCACCUCAAAAUUGGUUCAACGUGCUUCUGGCUACUACAACCGUACUGCAACUUUAUGGCAAUAGAUUCUUCAAAGUUAUUGAGUGCUCAAGGACGGCUGUCCCAUUGUCAAUGUUGUCGUCGUCGUCGUCUUCGCUGUCUUCAUCUCCAUUGAUGACUUAUGGUGACAGUGAAAUUCUCAAAUUGACGCAAUGUCCUGCGGGAUCGGAUGCACGAUUGAGAUGCGGAAUCAAGGAAUACCAUGCAGACCACAUGAACUCGUCCGAUGUGCGGUGGUACUUCAAGCCAUGCGGCGAAGGAAACAACCGCAGUUCAUGUACCAACAGAGACCAUCUGGACCAGGUGCCGUGGCGUCCGAUAGACUGCGAUGGACGGCGAUGUCGCGUCACCCUCUUUAUUCGCAACACUACUGAAGCCGAUUCUGGGCUGUACCGAUGUAGCAUCCAUCCCUACCGCACGGAUAAUCAAACUCAAUUUGACAUCCAAUUGAUAAGAACCUUCCAGCUGGACGUUAUUAAGUCCAUUUUGGACGAAACCGUAGGCGCUCCAGAACUUUUAGACAACCUUCCGGCCAACACCACGGCCCUACUCGAUUCCCAAAUCGUCCUGCAGUGUCGGGUCUUCAGCAAAGUUCAACCAUCGAUCAAGUGGUUCCGACGAAUCAGCUUGAACAAUUCACCGCUCGGCGAUCAUAACUUCAACCAGGACAAGUCCAUCAGAUAUCUGGAAAACUUCUACGAGCUUGUUCCGUCAUCGGGCGAAAAGCCGCUCUCUGAGGAUGUAUAUCUGAGUAAGCUGAUCCUGCACAACGUAUCCGAACGGGAUAUCGGCAUCUACGUGUGCGUGGGGAUCAACUAUGGAGGUGUCAACACUGCCGAUGCAUACGUCAACGUGGUCCAUUCGAACGGAUCCACCGUCGGCAGCACUACAACCGUAACAGGUUUGAUGGCAUUGUUUCUGAUUCCACUAGGUUUGGCAUUGAUUCCGCUAGUCGUUUGGAUUUGCUUCGCAUUUUUUAAGAAAUGCAAUCGACACAAAGUGGAUGCUAAGGCGGUUGUAAAUAGAGCAACAUUCGAAGCAGAUAGAUUGGCUCAACAGGUGCAUCAGCAUUCCAGUGGGCGAAUGAUUUUCGCGCCAGACAUUUCACCAAGGACAACUCAGAAUGGGUACAGUAAGGGGAAUCACAAGCGGAAUCCGAGUUACGAGGGAUCUCAUGUGUAUGAGAAAAUAAAUGUAGUGUAGGUUUAUGGGUCAUAGAAUGAUUUUAAAUUUAUAAAAAAUCAAACGAAUAGCUACGGUGCCAAAGCGAUAUUUUGUUGUAAAUUCAAAGCAAGUGUACAUAAAUAAAAAAAAA
Armigeres subalbatus is the source of this 1560-nucleotide messenger RNA. Its product is annotated as fibroblast growth factor receptor-like 1. Lineage: Eukaryota; Metazoa; Arthropoda; Insecta; Diptera; Culicidae. The transcript has 5 exons. The record is from RefSeq and is a predicted model, not a curated record. The coding region runs from base 201 to 1448 and encodes 415 amino acids.